CGUCGUAUGGUGGUCUCGAGCAGCAACUCCCUUUCGUUCAGUCGUGUUCUGUCCCCCACACUUCAUUAGAAUCAACUCCAUCCCGCUCCACCGCCGGUCCGCCGAUCACCGCCACGAAAUGGAAACCCAGCCCGAGUCUGACCAGGAAUCUAACCAGACAGAGAGUGCGACAUCGGAGCCGGAAGAUUUCGAAGAAUUCGAAGAAGACGACAACGAUGACAAUGAGGAUGACUUCGAACAGGAAGAGGGAGAAGAGGCCGAAUCCAUGACUGCAGAGGCUCGAAUGCGGAAGAACCGAGCUAAGAUGGAGUCCCUUAUCAUGCGGCUGUCUAAGGAGCAGGUUCCAGUCCGGGUUCAUGAGGUCAUCAUCAAGGGCAACACCAAGACCAAGGGCUCUUUGAUCGAGUCCGAGGUGGAGGCGAUCCUUAGGGACGCCACUAGGUUCCAGCAGCUGUUACGCGCCGCCAGUGUAGCCAACGCGCGGCUGCAGCGCCUUGGUGUUUUUGAUUCGGUUAGUAUUACCCUUGAUGCGGGCCCGCCGGAGGUGCCCGGGACCGCCAACGUUGUCAUUGAGGUUUCUGAGGCCAAGAACCUGCUUAACGGUGAAAUCGGGAUUUAUACGAAACCCGAGGCUAGAUCUUGGUCUCUGGAAGGGUCACUGAAACUGAAAAAUUUGUUUGGUUUUGGAGAUCUAUGGGAUGGUUCAGUGGCUUAUGGCUGGGGUCAAGCAUCGGAGGUUAGUACAGGAGUGUCUCUACCCAAAUUCAAAGUAUUGGCUACACCCAUGUCAGCUAGAAUAUCUCUGCUUUCCCAAGAUUGGUUGAACUUCUCCUCCUAUAGAGAGCAAGUGCUAGGGCUCUCACUUGGACUACUAUCAAGUGGCAACCAUGAUGUAUCUUGUAAUCUCUCUUGGCGUACAUUAAAGGAUCCAUCACAAAUGUCUUCCGACACAGUGAGGAGGCAGCUCGGACAUAAUUUGUUCUCAGCUUUGAAGUAUGCUUUCAAAGUUGACCGCAGAGAUUCACUUAUGAGGCCAACUCGAGGACAUGCUUUUAUUUACACUACUCAAAUUGGUGGUCUUUUUCCUGAUAUUAGGAGCUUACGUCUUAUUCGCCAGGAGUUUGAUCUUCGUUAUGCUAUCCCCCUGGGAUUCUAUCGCGCUGCAUUGAACUUUGGAAUUUCAGGUGGCCUUGUAUUCCCAUGGGGGAGUGGAUACAUGAAUACACCCUCAUAUUUGCCCGAGAGGUUCUUUAUCGGUGGUAAUUCUUCUCCAGUUUGCUCCUUGAGAGGCCCAACAUCUGUUUUAGGUUUCAGGGCUAGGGGGCUAGGUCCUGCUGAGCCUAGAAGACCAGAUAAUUCUGACGGUGGAAAACCUGAUGAUUCUGGAAUGGAUCAUAUAGGCGGUGACCUUGCUCUCACUGCUUUUGCAGACUUGUCAUUUGAUCUCCCUUUGAGGGCUUUAAGAGAAGCUGGUAUCCACGGACACGUGUUUGCUUGCACUGGUAGUCUGAAUAAAUUAACCGAGAAUGCAUACAAAGAUUUUUCUUUCGAGAAACUUAGAGAUUCUUUCCGAAGCUCAGCAGGAUUUGGAAUCAUUGUACCUACCAAGCUAUUUCGCAUGGAGGUCAACUACUGCUACAUUCUGAAACAAAAUGAGCAUGACCAAGGGAAGUCUGGUGUAAAGUUUAGCUUCUCUUCCCCACUUUAACUCCUGUGGUAACGUUUGCUAUCUUCUUGAUAUGUGGCAAUGUUUGCUGACCUCCAAAGAUUUAAUUUAAGACGGAAGUUGAGAAAUUUUCAUUUUCACUGCUUACCUUCUGUUUAGACAGCUCCCAGAAUUGUAAUUUUAACAUCUGAACAGGGUGCAAUUACUUUUACACAGAAUAAGAAUCAAUACCCCAUAUAAGCAUCCGCA
This is a messenger RNA of Sesamum indicum (sesame), 1915 nucleotides long. RefSeq lists its product as uncharacterized. Lineage: Eukaryota; Viridiplantae; Streptophyta; Magnoliopsida; Lamiales; Pedaliaceae. Gene Ontology annotation, cellular component: outer membrane. The record is from RefSeq and is a predicted model, not a curated record.